AUGGAGGUGGAAGCAACAGCCCAGCGCCGCGCGCAGCAGCAACCAUGCAAGAACGGCAGCGUCGAGCAGCUCCCCAGCGGCGCCGCUAAACCGCUCCGCCACAACCCCCUCCUCGUCAUCAACUUCCUCCUCAUGGUCGUCGGCUCGGCGUUCGGCCCGCUCCUCCUCCGCGCCUACUUCCUCCAUGGCGGCACGCGAAAGUGGCUCUCCAGCCUGCUCCAGACCGCCGGCUGGCCGCUCCUGCUCGCGCCGCUCAGCGCCUCCUUUCUCUCCCGCCGCCGGAGCAACAAAAACGGCUGCUCGGCCACGCCGCUCUUCCUCAUGUCGCCCCGCCUCCUGGUCGCGACCGUCGCCGUCGGCCUCAUGACCGGCCUCGACGACCUCCUCUACGCCUACGGGCUGGCCUACCUCCCGGUGUCCACCUCCUCCAUCCUCAUCUCCACGCAGCUGGCCUUCACGGCCGGCUUCGCGCUGCUGCUCGUGCGCCAGCGCUUCACGGCCUUCUCCGUGAACGCCGUGGUGCUGCUCAGCGUCGGCGCCGCCAUGCUGGGCAUGAACGCCGGAGGUGACCGCCCCGCGGGGGUGACGCGGGCGCAGUACUACGCCGGGUUCGGCAUGACGCUGGGCGCCGCGGCGCUCUACGGCCUCAUGCUGCCCGUCAUGGAGCUCAGCCAAGCGAGGCACGCGGCGAGGACCGGCGCGGCCGUCACGUACACCCUUGUCAUGGAGAUGCAGAUCGUCAUCGGGUUCACCGCUACGGCCUUCAGUGCCAUCGGGAUGUUUGUGAACAACGAUUUCCACGUAAGUUUUUCAGCCCACAGCUCUUCUUCUGCUGCUGUUGUUAACUUGUUAUACAGCCCCACAUACACUUUCUUGUAG
This is a messenger RNA of Triticum turgidum subsp. durum (durum wheat), 879 nucleotides long. The record is from the annotation of a GenBank genome assembly. Lineage: Eukaryota; Viridiplantae; Streptophyta; Magnoliopsida; Poales; Poaceae.